ACCAAACCGGUGCGAAAAAGUGAGUUAAUCGCUUCAAAACCAGUGCGAAAUGGGGAUUUUGAACCGGUGCGAAAUGGUUGUGGCUCUCCCAUAUUGUCAUUAUUAAUCGAUACGGAAAACUACAUUCAAUCAUGUGAUUUUUGUAGGGAUUAUAAUCGCUACAAUUGUUCAACUCAUUUUCUAAAAAAAAAUAAAUAAAUAAAUCCCUACAUAUGAUCUAUACAAGAUUCGAACAUGCAAUCUCAAGCUCUUAUAUUAAAUGUUUUUCCAAUAAGGUAUGAAAUAUUUUUCUCUUUGUCAAACAAAAUAUUAAAAUCUAGUGUAACAAAGUCUUUUCGUAUCCACUUUUGGGUUUUAGUGGCGAUUGUAAACGAUACACUUUUCCAUAAUUUUAUAAAUGUGGAGAAAAAAAGUGAAUAAAUUAAUAUUAUCAUUUUUCGUUUCGAUUUCAUAUGGGUUUACUAUGUCGAUUGUAAAAUGAUACGAAUUCCUCUACUAUUUCACAAACAUACGUGCAUAUUGUAACAAAUGUAUAAUCGCUACGAAAUAAUCGAUACGAAAAGACAAUUUUCAUGUAGUGCAAUCUCGAGAGAGCUUGUUUUGUACGCUCGGGUAUAUCAUUCACUCGGGCAGGGGCGGACCUUUAGAGGGGGCUACACUGGGCCUGGCCCCUGAUAACUUUUGGAAAAAAAAAAAUUAAGGCCCAAUUUAAAAAAAAAAAUUAAAAAAAAAAAAGCUGGAAGUCUGGAACGAAAGAACAGAAACACUGAAACAGCAAAGAUGAAACUCAUUAACCCAAGAAAAGAAACCUUGAAAAGUAUAACUUAAAUUCAUCGAUCUCACCGUCCUCACCAGUCAUCAGCUGCCCAGGCCCAGCCUCACCGUCCCUGCCUGCCUGCCUCACGGCCUCAGUCUUCGAUUGUUCUUUGCUUACGCUUUCCGUUCGACCUUCAACUUUAACUAUUCUUUAAUUCGCUCAUCAAUUCGUUGCCUCAAUCCAUGAUAGGAAGGAUUGAAGGAAAGCUGCCGCGUUGAUUGCAUUUUGCCUUGAUCAAGCAAUCUCCAACCUUUAACAGCCCAAGCCAAGGCCUACAAAGCAUCGUCGCCGAUUUCAAUCUACUUGGUUUGCUAAGUUCCCAGAUUGGUUGGAAUAUUCACCUUCUAAAGAUGCUGCAUUUUGUCUACCUUGUUAUCUGUUUACUGAAACACCAAAUUCUCGGGUAAAAACGUUUAUUUUGACCGGAUUCAAAAUAUAGAAAAAAGUCAAUGACGGGAAACAUUGUGGGUUCUUUGCUCAUAUUGGUGAAGGUCCAUGUACAUCUCAUCGAAAUACAGUUCAAUUAUACAGGAUUCUUCCUAAGCAAAAAGCAAAGAUUCGUAAUGUUUUUUACAAACAAAGUGAAAUGCAAAUCAAGCAAAAUCGAUUGCGUUUAAAGGCCUCUAUCGAUGUCCUCCGCUUGUUGACUACACAAUCUUGUCCUUUAAGAAGCCACAAUGAAACAAAUAAUUUAGAGAAUCAAGGAAACUAUCUUGAAUUCAGAAAGGUGUUGGCUGCAUAUAAUAAAGAUGUUUCCAAAGCUAUACGACAAGCUCCUUAUAAUGCCAAAUAUAUUGCUCCCUCGAUUCAAAAAGAGAUUCUCCAUAUUAUUUCAAAUAAGGUUCACAACUAUAUUAGACAAGAAAUUGGUAACUCUAAAUUCUGUAUUAUUGUUGAUGAGGCUCGAGAUGAAUCUAAAAGAGAACAAAUGGGUCUUGUUUUAAGGUUUGUUGACAAAUAUGGAACAAUUAGGGAACAAUUUUUUGACCUUAUACGAGUUUCCAAUACCACGGCAGCAACACUUAAAAGAGAAUUGUGUUCAGUUCUUGCUCGACAUAAUUUAUCUGUUGAAAAUAUUCGAGGGCAAGGAUAUGAUGGUGCUAGUAACAUGAGAGGUGAGUGGAAUGGUUUGCAAGCAUUAUUUCUUUCUGAUUGCCCAUAUGCUUAUUAUGUCCAUUGUUUUGCUCAUCGCUUACAAUUAGCAUUGGUUGCCGCAUCUAGAGAUGUUAGAAUAAUUCAUCAGUUUUUUUCAAAUUUGACUUUCAUUAUUAAUGUCGUUGUUUCAUCUCCCAAAUGUGUUGACCAAGUGCAAUCUGUCAAAUCUGAUGAGAUUAAAAGGCUAUUAUCUAUUGGUGAAAUAGACACUGGUAGAGGAGCUAAUCAAAUGAGUACUUUAAAAAGAGCUGGAGAUACACGUUGGGGUUCACAUCUUUACUCUAUUCGUAGCUUGAUGAAAAUGUAUGAUGCAACAGUGUUAGUACUUGAACACAUCUCGAAUGAUAAGUCUUGUAAUUCUUCUCAAAUUGGGGAUGUUGAUGCUGCUUUAGAUCUAAUGAUUUCCUUUGAUUUUGUGUUCAUUGCCCGUUUAAUGGAAGAAAUUUUGGGAAUUGCUAAUGUUUUAUGUCAAGCCUUACAACAAAAGUCCCAAGAUAUUGUCAAUGCUGUGAAAUUAGUGUCUACCAAUCAUGCACUAAUUCAAGAUAUGAAAGAAAAUGGAUGGGAAAGUUUUUUAGAGUCAGUGGUAUUGUUUUGUCAACAACAUGAUAUUUUGAUACCUGAUAUGAAUUCUCCUUAUAUAGCUCGUAGGGGUCGAGCUCGUCAUCAACAAGAUCAAGUUACAAUGAAUCAUUUUUAUCGAGUUGAAAUAUUUUUGGGUGCAAUUGACAAACAAUUACAAGAGCUAAAUCACAGAUUUAAUGAUGACACUUUAGAGAUCUUAACUUUAUCAUCUUUGUUAGAACCCAAAGUUGGAUUUAAAAAUUUUGAUCUUGAGAAGGUUUGCUUGCUUGCAGGAAAGCUUUACCCCAUGGAUUUUACAGAGCAAGAAAGGUACAAUUUGAGGUAUCAAUUGCAACACUAUUUUUGUGAAGCAAAAAAUGAGCCUAGUUUGACUCAUCAUUCUACCUUGGAUGAAGUUUGCAAACACUUGGCACAAACAGGAAAAUCAAAUGUAUAUUUUUUGUUUGAUAGACUAAUACUUCUAGUUUUGACCCUUCCUGUCUCAACAGCUACCACUGAAAGAGCAUUUUCAGCAAUGAAGAUCAUGAAAACAAGACUGCGUAACAAGAUGGAGGAUGAAUUUUUGGCUGAUAGUUUAGUUAUUUAUAUUGAAAGAAAGAUUUCUAAGUCGUUUAGUACUAAGUCAAUAAUUGAUGAUUUCAAAUUAUUAAAAGAAAGACGAGCCUUACUUUAG
This is a messenger RNA of Chenopodium quinoa (quinoa), 3230 nucleotides long. RefSeq names its product zinc finger MYM-type protein 1-like. The coding region runs from base 1404 to 3230 and encodes 608 amino acids. NCBI's taxonomy places the organism in Eukaryota, Viridiplantae, Streptophyta, Magnoliopsida, Caryophyllales, Amaranthaceae. The record is from RefSeq and is a predicted model, not a curated record. The transcript has 3 exons. Gene Ontology annotation, molecular function: protein dimerization activity.